This is a messenger RNA of Venturia canescens, 3748 nucleotides long. It is a transcript of the gene RYa-R, whose product is annotated as RYamide receptor. Bases 702 to 2081 code for a protein of 459 amino acids. Gene Ontology annotation, cellular component: plasma membrane. NCBI's taxonomy places the organism in Eukaryota, Metazoa, Arthropoda, Insecta, Hymenoptera, Ichneumonidae. Gene Ontology annotation, molecular function: neuropeptide Y receptor activity. The transcript has 7 exons. Gene Ontology annotation, biological process: neuropeptide signaling pathway. The record is from RefSeq and is a predicted model, not a curated record.
GACGCGGCUUCGAACUUGCGAAGCUUCCGAUCCUGGUGGCCCACGGCACAGAUGCUUUUAGUGGAAGUGAUGAUAGGCUGGACUUUUUGAUACGCGAAACGAGUCCGAUUCCGACGACGUUUCAUAUUUUAGUUACGAAUAAUUUUUUAUUAAAAUUUUUUUUUUUAUUUUUCUACUGCUGAAAGUUAUGCAACGAAGCUCUUCAUUAGUUGUAUUUCUUGAAAUUAUUAGUUCACAUUCAAAUUGGAUUGGAGUAGUGCGAAUUUCCGUUUUUAUGACAAUUUUGUAUCCACUCUUUGUUUGAAAUUAUUACAAACUCCGAGAAAACUACGGCUACAUCGACACCACCGAUGUGAUAACAGUUGUUCGGAAUCUCAUCAAAGCACGAUGUGUUAAUCCCUAAUCCGUUUGACUUCCCUUAACAAAGUGAUAGUGCAUUCAUGACAGAGUUUUGCGAAUGUACAUGGAUACGUAUUGUGUGGAGUGCUUAAAAUUCGUGCAUUUCAUGUUCAAGUUAUAUUUUCUGCGGGAAAACAGGAGCAAUUUUAUAAAUAUGCUAAUAUUGGUGGUUCGAAUGAGCGAACAAACAUGUAGAAUAAUAAAAAUCUAAAUAAAUAUUCUCGAGCGAUCAGACAUUUUUUUUCAAAUAUGCGAAAUGGAGUGGGAUCUCUUUUGCCAGCUUCGAGAAUUCCUCCUAGAUAAUGCACUUGGGGCUCAGCAAAGGACAGGAUGAUAGGGAGAGCAGCGAUAAAAUGAACGAAACCAUAACGCUGGACGAUUAUGGGAUGGAAGUAGCUACAGAGGUCACGGACUCGAAUAAUAUUUGGCGGAAUUUGAGCACAUACGAGAGCUCACUGAGCUGCGAUGAAUUUUUACCGUCUGGCAGCGCUCUCGCAGCUACUUGGUUUCAGACCACAGUUUAUUUCUUCUACUCGAUCAUAUUCGUGAUCGCGUUAUUGGGGAAUGGCCUCGUAUGUUACGUCGUUUUCAGUAGUCCUCGGAUGAAGACAGUGACGAAUUUUUUUAUCGUCAAUCUCGCAGUCGGUGACAUACUGAUGGCUGUAUUUUGCGUCCCAACGAGUUUCAUCAGUACCCUCAUCCUUCAGUACUGGCCUUUUGGACACGAGCUUUGUCCAAUCGUCAAUUAUUCGCAGGCAGUGUCGGUGCUCGUAAGCGCUUACACAUUGGUAGCGAUCAGUAUCGAUCGUUACGUGGCGAUAAUGUGGCCGCUGAAACCACGUAUGAGUAAGACUCAGGCAAAGUUAUUGAUUUUGGCGGUGUGGUCGAUAGCGUUGAUAGUUUCAUCCCCAAUCGCAGUUGUGUCUCGACUUCAUCAGCCAAACGAUCAUUACCGAAAAUGCGAUCAAUUUAUAUGCAAAGAGGAUUGGCCAUCUACACAACAGAGGUAUCACUACUCCAUAGCACUUCUAGUUCUGCAGUACCUAGUCCCUCUGAUCGUGCUUAUGUUCACGUACAGUAGUAUCGCCAUCAGAGUGUGGGGUAAACAUCCGCCUGGGGAGGCUGAAAAUACGAGGGAUCAGAGAAUGGCACGAUCCAAGAGGAAGAUGAUCAAGAUGAUGAUGACAGUCGUGAUAGCCUUUACAGUCUGUUGGCUGCCCUUCAACGUACUCACACUCGUGUUGGAUAACAACAAUGAGAGGGUGAACAAUUGGAAGGGUUUGCCAUUUGCAUGGACUGCUCUUCACUGGCUUUCAAUGUCUCACUCCUGCUACAACCCUGUUAUAUAUUGUUGGAUGAACGCACGAUUUCGAACCGGCUUCAUAACAGCUCUUUCGAGGCUGCCGUGUGUCCGGAAGCUUUUCAACGAUCCGAGACAAGGAACUUACAACACGAGCAUGGCGGGAAUAGCGUUAACGGGAUUCGAGGCUGGAAAUCACUCGGUUUUGCGACGUAUUAACACGUGCACGACUUACGUCAGCGUAAAAAAAAAAACGAACGGCAGUCACGGUGUGCCAGUGAGAAGUGCGAGCUUCCGGAACACGGAAACUAUUCGCACUGUCCAACGUCCUUUGGAACGUCAUUUCAUACGUCUAGAUUGUCAGAACGAAGAACAAAUGUGAGAGCGCCGAAAAUUCACGUGAUUCCCUACCGACGGUUAAGAGCUCCGUUGAAUAUCUUUUUAGCGAGAAAUACUCUUAAGUUAAAGUGCACGAUAAGGAAAAACAAAGGUUUAGACCUUCGAGUCAUUGUACAAAUGGAAACUCACGACAAAAUGUGUUUCGUGAUCGAUACAAAGCGAGAGUUCCUUCAGUUCUUUAAGUUAUUUUUCUAUUUAUAUUUUUUUACGUGACCAUUCUCUAGUCUCCAAUCGCCAAAUGUGAUUUGAGUACCAAAGAUAAAUAUUUAAAGGCCAAUAAAAUUAUUUAGUUAAGUUUUUAUACGUGAAAUCAUUAAGUCUCAGUUUGAAUUGUCAAAUGAAGAUUAGAAAAAAAAUUAACCAAAAGUUAUUCUUGGGCCUAAUAAUGUUACACAACUGAAAGUGAGACAAAUUUUACAUCGAAGAAAAACUUAAUAUUCAUCAACUUGUUCGGUAAUGAAUCUAAAUUAUGUGCGAAUAUUCAAUAAGAUAUGCAAUUUGUAUGUAUAAAUAAAUAGUUAUGAAAUUGUGUAGUUUUUUUACUCCCAUAUACAAAACAAACUUUCACUUUUAUUAUUUAAGAGUAAAUGGUUCUUGAGGGCUUGCACGUACCAGGGCCAGCGAAAAGAAUCAGAUUUUGAAUCGGUUCUUUAUCAAAAAUAUAAAUCACGAAUGAAUACCAGAAAUCAAUAAAAGUUGGCAAGGGUAAAAUGUUUUGUUUGUCUUAAUUAUGAAAAAUGUUUUACAGAAUUAUUAAUUAUGUGUGUGUGUGUGCACAAGUCCUCAAAUGAGAAAAAAAUGAAAUUACAAAAAUAUCUAUUUAAGAGUGAAAGCGUAAAAAGUGAAAAAGGUUAACAUACGAAUAUAUUUUCUUCAAGUAAUUGGGAACCUCGAGCAACACGCGAAAUAGUCCAGAGAGAAAAGCGAAAUGACUGAAUUUCAAGAAAUCAACGAAUGUUAAAUUCUUUUUUAUUCUAGCAGGAACGUAUCAAUUUUUUAACUAUCUGUGACACGACAAUUUCGAUGAAUCAUCUUCUGAGAAUCAUGGAUAUUAAAAAAGUUAUUGUUUUGUUGACGUCGAUGAAAUGGCUCAUUGAAUUUUGGUUCGAAAGUGGUCGAAAGAUUGUUUUUUAUGACGAUUAUUUUAUAUACCACGAUCAAAUUGAAUGUAUUAAUACUCAUUAUUUAUUUUAUGAUUUUAUACCAAUAUUGAAAUGGCACAAAAAAAUGUUAUACAAAAAUUCGGGAGAUGGAAAGAAAAACAUCACGAUAAGUGGAUCAACUUUGUGGGGUAUAAAAAUUAAAUGUAUAAAUAUUGAAAAAUAGGAUCCCCGCAUUAUUUUUGUUCUGGAUUGUGUCUGAAAAUGUUCACAGACACGUAGUUGGUUGUGCUUAUCUGCAGAACUUUGGUGCACUCUCUAUAUUCAUUGAGUGAUUACAGAAAUCGUAAAUAGAUAAAAAAAAGCGACGUCAUCACUGAUCGUAAAAUCUACAUGUACAUACAAACGAUAGAUGUGCUGUAUAAACUCCUUGCAACUUUUGUUUGUGUAUUCACGCGAAUGUUGACGCGUGUUAUAUAUGCUAAAGCGCAAAUUCGUUCAACUCUGAAGGGUGCAACGAAAACAUAAUAAUAAAAUAUUUGUACAAUAA